UAAGCUUGGACACAACCAAACACCAUCUACUUCUGAUCUUAAUCUAAGAUCUUUUUUCCUUGAUAGCUAUGGCAGAUCAAAGGCUACCAUUCCGUUUUCGUCUCCCUUGGCAAUCAUUAACAAGUUCUCCACCUCCUCCCCCACGCCCUACUGCUGAAUCACAACCCUCUCGGCCUGCACCUGAAAUCCAAAUGCCUGCUCAAGCUGCCACUGCUGUCCCCAUUAUGCGACCACCAUUUAGGCCAUACACAGGGACAUCCCCAGCAGUACAGGCCCCCCCUCCUCCCCAGGCACAAGUACCACAAAGAACUGAACCCCAGCCAUCAGAGCCAGUACCUCAAUCCCGAGCUGGGGGCUCCGUGCCCUCGUCACCAUCUCGCACAUCUCAAAUCCAACCAGCAUCGGGGACAUCCCUUAAUCCGCCUUGGUCUCCAUCUCGUAAUUUUUUCUCUCAACCUACUGGCCUAAAGACAUCACAACCAACUGGUGCAACUACAUUACAACCCACUCCUGAGCCAGCACCUCAAUCCAGUGCUGCGGGCUCUGUGCCCUCGUCACCAUCUCGCACAUCUCAAAUCCAACCAGCAUCGGGGACAUCCCUUAAUCCGCCUUGGUCUCCAUCUCGUAAUUUUUUCUCUCAACCUACUGGCCUAAAGACAUCACAACCAACUAGUGCAACUACAUUACAACCCACUCUUGAGCCAACACCUCAAUCCCGUGCUGCGGGCUCCGUGCCCUCGUCACCAUCUCGCACAUCUCAAAUCCAACCAACAUCAGGGACAUCCCUUAAUCUGCCUUGGUCUCCAUCUCGUAAUUUGUUCUCUCAACCUACUGGCCUAAAGACAUCACAAUCAACUGGUGCAACUACAUUACAACCCACUCCUGAGCCAGCACCUCAAUCCCGUGCUGCGGGCUCCGUGCCCUCGUCACCAUCUCGCACAUCUCAAAUCCAACCAGCAUCGGGGACAUCCCUUAAUCCGCCUUGGUCUCCAUCUCUUAAUUUGUUAUCUCAACCUACUAGCCUAAAGACAUCACAACCAACUGGUGCAACUAUAUUACAAUCCACAAUUCAAGAAAGCUCUCAGCCUGCACCCACUGCCGCUCAGCCCCCAUCUUCUCUCUCUGAGAAAGAACCAAAACCAGUGGUUUCCCAGAAACAAACCCCAAUUGAAACCUCCUCUCAACUAGAUGGAGUGGUGACACGGCCAAAAAAAGUUUUCCUAACUACUGAUCAACCCCAAAAGUCAGAUUCUGAUGCCAUCGGUGGUGAUGCUAAGCCAAAGUCAGAGGAAGAGGAAAGGGAAGGAGAGAAGAAAGUAGUGCGAGGAAUAACUGAAGAAAGAACAAGUGCUGCAUUUCAAGCAAAAGAAAAGCCGAAGCCGGAGAAGGAAGAAACUUGUGACAGAAAGGAGGCAAUAUACUCCGCCAGUUCUAGUGCAAAACAGAUCAACACUACAAGUUCAAACAAUCCAAAAGAUAGGAAAAUAUCAAGCAAAUCAACCACACAAAAGCCGAGUACUGUUGUCUCCGACGGGGAACAGCUUCCACCGCAUGAAGAGGUAAGGAAAGAUAUUUUUAAGUAUCUUCAAAAGCUGACCACUAGCUAUCCGAUUGAUGAAAAACCAGUCAGUGUCAUAACCAUAGCUGGUGGAAAUGAAGGAGCAUCAAUGCACUUAGGCUUAGAGUCGGCUGAAAAAGAAGAAAAGGUCCACAUUCAGCGAGGUUACAAGCUCAAUCCAACUGAGGGCACUGAAGCUACUGCUGAUGGAGAGGGGAGCUCCAAGGCUAAGAGAUCCGAAAAUCCAAUCACAAAAGAAAACCCGCCAUCAAGAACAUACGUUAAUAGCAACGUACAGAGUGUCAACAACUCGAUGUUGUUUGACAAUUCCAUCACCGAAAGGAAUCCUGGCAUCCAGUUGGUUGUAUCCAAUGAACAAGAAGAACCGGUCAAAUCAAGUGGUAAACCGGAGGCUCUUGAAACACGCAAGGCUGAAUCCAAUAUCACCCCAGCCGAGAAGCUUACAUAUGAGCCAACCGUAGAAAGACGGGGCCUCGUGACAGGGCUUUUCGUGGAACCAAUUCCAAGUGACUCGGACCCAGACAACGCUGGAAAGCCUCGACGUCAUGGUUCCGAAACUGACAGUGGGGGGGGAGACGGACAAAGAUAAAGUGAUUGGGAUACUCUGAUCAAGUGCAAUAUUACGAACUUGUUAAUAUCUGCUUAAAGACAAAGAAAUUAAUAUAUUAUAUAUGUCUAUUCGAUCGAGGAUAAUAAAAGUGCUGUUACAUGCAUAAUGUAAUAAGGAUAUUGCUAUUAAUUAAAAGUUCACCAUGUCAUGCUUUCUUUCUA
Messenger RNA from Juglans regia (Persian walnut), 2350 nucleotides. Its product is annotated as proteoglycan 4-like. NCBI's taxonomy places the organism in Eukaryota, Viridiplantae, Streptophyta, Magnoliopsida, Fagales, Juglandaceae. The record is from RefSeq and is a predicted model, not a curated record. The transcript has a single exon. The coding region runs from base 69 to 2168 and encodes 699 amino acids.